This is a messenger RNA of Spirodela intermedia, 1533 nucleotides long. The record is from the annotation of a GenBank genome assembly. NCBI's taxonomy places the organism in Eukaryota, Viridiplantae, Streptophyta, Magnoliopsida, Alismatales, Araceae.
AUGGAGAGGAUGACCCUCCGCCGGUCCGGCGACGUGGCUGCUGCCGCCGCCGCCGCCGCCGCCGUGGGGGUCGUCGGGGAGGAGGAAGAUGUGGUCUGGGGAUUGAGGAAUUUCAAGAGCAGCGCGCCGCCGGCGAGGGUUCUGUUCUUUGCCGGCGGCUACUGGGAAGAUUUCCCCGCGGAGCUGCUCAAGGCGCUAAGGGAAGCAUUCGUGGCGGAGAAGGCCAUCGUGGAAGUCCCCGCCGGGGAGUCCCUGUUCCUGUUUGACUUCGCUAGGAUGCUGCAGAUCGACCCGUCGACGUGCGCUCGGAAUCCCAUCGCCUGGAUCGACGUCAACGGCCGCUGCUUCUUCCCCAGAGUAUUCGUCGGAAGAGGGGUCAACGAGAACGGGGGCGGCGCUGCGCCGUCGGAGAGAUCGAACGACAGCGAGGCGAUGUCGGCCGCUGGAGACUCUCGCCGGCAGCGGUGGGAGAGUCUGCAAGUUCUCAGCGAAGGUGACAGGUGCUACAAGAUCGUACGGAGUCUCUUUCUCACUGGGAUGAGGAGGUUCUCUCCGCACACGAGGAUCACUCGCAUCCGCAGGGGCUUGCGGUUGAAAGCUUUCAUGGCGCAGGCGGAGAGGACCAAGCUCGCUGGCGGCGCCGCCAACAUCAAGUUCGGAUGGUAUGGCGCCGACGCUUCCGCCGUCGCCGCCGUCGCUGCCGACGGCUUCGGGUCCCCGAUCCCUGGAGCGUUCUUGUCCCAUGCGAGUUAUCCGUACCCAAGGUAAGAACCAGGGUGGGUGACGGAGGGAGGGUCUUCCUUGCAUUUUUCUGGUUUUGUUUGGUGACGAAUGGUUGGGUUUCCUCUGGUGCAGUUCGCUGCUGUCGGAGGUUGAUGAAGACGGCGAGAGGCAUAUCGUUCUCUGCAAGGUCAUAAUGCGGAGCCCAGAGAAGGUUGACUUUAGUUCCCCUCAGUCGCAUCCCGGGAGCGCCGCCGCGUUCGUCUGCGGCGUGGAUGAUCUCGAGAAACCCAGAUGGGAUCUUGUUUGGGGCGCCCAAAUGAACACGAACAUUCUUCCCCAGUACAUUGUGAGCUUCAAGACAUCAGGUUCAGGCAUUCUUCCUCUUCUUCUUCUCCUUGCUCCUUCUCGUUCUUCGUCUCAUCUACUUUUCGUCUUCUAUUUGACCAGAUCCUCAGAGACCCAUGACGAAGGGCGCCAAGGGAGAAGCGGUCAACAGGGGGCUAUCGUUUCCUAAACUGUUUGCCGAAAUGGGAAGCUCCCUCCCUUCUUCCAGAGUGCAGGCACUACAGGUUCUGUACAAUCGCUUCAAGGUUCGUUCUUUCGUCCCUGAAGCUAUCAUACGCAAGGUUGAAACCUUGGGAGAUUUAUUCAUAAUCCGUUUUAUUUCUGUGCGACUAAUCCGUUGACGAAAACCCAUCUCCUGUUCUGCAGGCCGGGAGAGUCUCCAAAGACAUCUUCACUGCAGGUCUGAGAAGAAUCGUCGGCGAUAGGUUGCUGAGGACGGCGAUUAAGCGAUGUAAUGGCCGCUAA